AUGAACACGCGCGCAAAAACCGCUGGCCUUAUAAAAGAAUUUUUCUCUUCCUCUAAUUAUGCCGUCGUAGGUGCUUCAACAGAUCCCUCAAAAUACGGCAAUAAGGGACUAAGUUGUGUUCCAAAUUUAUCUUCGUUACCAAACUUUGAACCUAAUAAUACGUCUGUUUCGAUAAUAACACAACCAAAUGUAUCAAAGGAUAUAUUGAAAGAGGCAACAAAAUUGGGGAUUACUCGUAUAUGGCUUCAACCAGGGGCUGAAAACACUGAAUGUCAAGAAUAUGCAAAGAAAGUUGGAUUGCAAAUAAUUAGUGGUGGUCCUUGUGUUCUGGUUAAUGGGGUUAAACUUUAG
Molecule: messenger RNA, 351 nt
Organism: Racocetra fulgida
Lineage: Eukaryota; Fungi; Glomeromycota; Glomeromycetes; Diversisporales; Gigasporaceae
Source: the annotation of a GenBank genome assembly